Molecule: messenger RNA, 897 nt
Organism: Sebastes umbrosus (honeycomb rockfish)
Lineage: Eukaryota; Metazoa; Chordata; Actinopteri; Perciformes; Sebastidae
Product: SLAM family member 9-like
Exons: 2
Coding region: 142-897 (251 amino acids)
Source: RefSeq, a predicted model, not a curated record
UCUUGCACGGUGACAUUUUCUUCCAUUGCUUUCAACCGUCAGAGAAAGAAGCAGAAGGCAGGAAGGGCGUGGACUCACUGCCGAAGAACCGUCCAUUUCUUACAGAUUAUGAAGGUGAAUGUGGUGUAUUGAACCGUGGACAUGAUGGGGAAACUGACCGGGUUGUGUGUGCUGCUGUUUGUGCUGAACGUCGCUGUAACCGAGGGUACUGAAACACCGGUGUACUUCGCGGAUGGCGGAGAUCUAACGUUAAAAGUGAGGCCUCCUCUUCCGGAUCACAUCAACAACAUCUUGUGGAAGUUCAACGAUAAUCUGCUGGUCGAGUGGGUGGAGAAGCUGGUUCCUCUGAAUUAUUACCCCAGACUUAAAGGACGAGCAAACCUCACCACAGAGACUGGACAGCUGAUCAUCUACAAGAUGAAUAAAGAGGACGAGGGUGUGUAUUCAGUGGAGAUCAACGACAGAGUCCAGAGUGAGAAAUAUCAAGCUAAAAUGAUCAACACGGUCCAGAAGCCCAAAGUAGUGCUGAGGACAUUGACUUGUGAAGCUGAGUCUGAGAGUUGUACGUUCUCCUGUGACUCAGACUCAGACACCACUGGGGCUGAACCCAUCACCUACAGCUGGAAGAAGGGAGAUGGAGAGGUGUUGGGGAAGGACAUCAACAUCACCAGAGAGCAUGACUCAGGUGUGAAGACCUUCACCUGUAGGAUGGAGAACCCAGUCAGCCAGGAAGAGAGUGACCCAGAACACAACCCGCUCUACAAGGAGCCUACUGAGCCAGACAGCAAUACUGUACUUGUCAUUUCACAUGAGCUAAGGAGACUGAAGUCUUCUGGAGUGCAGGGGGAACUCCUGAAGACCUUUUAUGACGAUGAUGAUGGCAUCAGACAUUUUUGA